Molecule: messenger RNA, 3868 nt
Organism: Fusarium verticillioides 7600
Lineage: Eukaryota; Fungi; Ascomycota; Sordariomycetes; Hypocreales; Nectriaceae
Exons: 3
Coding region: 720-3275 (851 amino acids)
Source: RefSeq, a predicted model, not a curated record
GUUUAGUUAGCAGGAAGCAGGCACGUCGUAGGCCGCUGCUCCUACCGCCGCCGUUGGUCGCAUGUGGAGGGACCGUUGCUUCCCUUUUAGCUAACUUACCCGCCGUCCCUUCCCCAUGGUCUUGUCUUUCUCUUUCCGCCUCUCGUUUCGUGCUUUUCCAACCAAACUACAUACACUCGCUAUAAUCGGCCACUGGCCAGUCACUCUUUCAAGCCUUUGAUAUUCAACACACUCUUUAUCUAGACUCAUUAGUCGUUAAUCGUUGUUCUUGUCUUGCUCUUCUUCUUUUUGGUUCCUUCCAAUUUUGGUAAUUAAUUCUUCAGUUGUUAUAUCGAACGAGUCUUUUUUUUCUUCCCACGGACGAAACACCAACGAUCCACCUCGCGACAACUCGAUCUACCCCGGCUCGUUUCGCAUUGAAUUGCUUGGUAUCUGCUUGAUCCCAUUCCUUGGAACAUUGGACGCUUCAAUAAUAUCGUCGCUUUUAUUUUGGUGGUUUUUAUCUUUGCCAUUGUCCGAGUCCCCCGGCCGUGGCCCUCCGACCCACCUCCGGCCCCGACCGAGCUCGACUUCGACAGCCCAAUAUUAUUCAAGAUCGAGAUCUUGAACUGAAUUGCCUUGCCUUGCAUUGCCAAUUUCGAGGGCAAUCGUUUUUGAAAGUUAUUCUUGGUCUCCUGAUGUCCUGGAAAUCACAAUCAUUAUCGCCUCGUGCAUAGAGCAUGUCGGUCUCACCGUCGAGCUCUCUGCCGCGCAAGGCAUUACAUGAGCGUAGUAACUCUCAGAAUAACUCUCAGAACAACCGUCUCGGAAUCCGGGUCGUCCCUUACAGCCCUCCACGGGUUGCCUCAGAUGGUGCCGUCACAUCAAAGACAAUUACUUACGCUGAUGCGAGUACCGAGACCGAUUCAGAGCUUGCUCAGAUACAUGGCUCCCCGACACAUUCCUCCGACUCUCAGUUUGAAACGCCAUCACCAUCCCUGCAGCGGGCCCGGACUCGAAGUACAGUGCUUUCUCCAUCGCCAUUAAAGCGCCCUACUCGAUAUCCAUCCUCCGAAUUUGGCCAGAACCCUGCACCUUGGUUGCCCCAUUAUGAUACCGAUGCUGAUGAUCAUACUUCUUAUGCUUCACGCCCACCCUCCCGGGAACCCUCAACUUCACCAAGACCUCCUUCUCGCAAAAGGGUCAUUAAUGUUCACGCCGAUAAGACCUUCUCCAUACUUCCUCAAGAUGCUUCUAUGUCGUCAAGGGUUGAAUCUCUCUGGUCUCUGCCCCCAUCCUUCACCACUGGUAACACAUCUUAUGGUCGAGGAUCAAUGGGUACAUACAGUGAUGAUCGCCAGAGCCGUCCAGCUUCGCCUAUGACUCCUCUCACGGAACGAAACGCCAGUUCUCCAGUUAUUUCACCUCGGCCUCGAGAUCCGUCCACCCCGGACAACUCAAACUCAUCUCCAUGGAACUAUCGUUUAUUUGGGGGCCUCCGUAAAGUACCUAAAACACCUGACGUGAAGCAAAAACAGCCGCAGACUCAAGACGCUCCACCCGAGUUGCCUCUGCCCACGCUGCCAGAGGUUGAUCUGCCCGAUCAUGAGGCUGGUCCUUCUUCUCAGUGGCUCACUCAAAAGACAUCCUUUCGAUCUUCAUUAUCCGAACAAACCAGAUCAACCUUCUCUGAGAGAACGAAUGUCAAAACAUAUGGAUUCAGCUCUCCCAUGAAUGUAGCAGACCUAAAUAGUCUGCCACCCUCAUCGAUCCAUUCCAAUAUUGAGCUACUCGGGGAUCCUUCCUCAGCUGAGGCUUCUUUACAUAUCAGCACUCGUCCACAAACCGAGGACAGCAACGUCAACGUCGUAACAUAUGGUGGCCACUCCGCUUCUUCCUCUGUUGUCGCCGUUAGGAACCGCGUGAGACCCGAAUUUUCGCAAGAAAGCCUGAUUGUUCCUCCAUUGCAGCCAAGGAAAAGGAGAUCCUCAGACAGCUUUGCUCUCGCCAAAACCCGCUCUCGCGAAACUUUGCGAUCCCGAUCUGCGUCAAUUACAUCGCUAUCGACCAUCUUCACCCAAGAGGCUACUCGGGCCCUUUUUGUUGGACCCCCGACAAUUUUACAACACGCUGGUCCAUCUUGGCCAGACCUUCAGAACCGACCUCAAGCGCGCCCCCACCAAUGGAGUGGUCAGUUGUCAACAGUGAUGUCAGAAAGCGAAGGAGGCAGUGAGCCUGCGUCUCGAGCCCUCUCACUCUCUUCCGUUCCAGGUCGACGUGGUAGUGGGGUUGGAAGCAGUCACAGCAAGCAUGUGCUAAGUAUGGCUUCCUCACUUUUCGGUCUUGAGGAGCAUGUCGAAACCCCAUCCCACUCAAGAAGCAAUUCACUGGAAGUUCCUGCGGCGACCUUUGCGCGAAGCAUGCCUCGCGAUCCAGCAACCGGUACUAUUCGCCUAGUUCGCGACCACGAUGAGGAUGGCGAUGGUCUGGCUGAUUUGGAAGUCUACCAUCAUCCCUCGUCUCGGUCGCGAAUGGGGAGGUUCUUGUCAAGUUAUUCUUCUGAUCGUAGUCUGCGGUCGACUGCCAGCUUCAAUGCUGCUGUUCCUGCCUGGGCUAGAGUCUACUAUGGCAGUGGCGAGCGCAAGUGGCUGGCUGCCCAACCCUCCAUGGAGUCCAUGUACUCUGAAUACAGCCAAAGUCAGCCUCCCGAUGGUCAGCUUAGCCGAUCGCCAAGCCAGGAUGCUAAUGCUCCCAACAUUCGCAACCCUCGACGCCGGCCUCGUGAAGCCUUACCUCACCAGCAUUCAAACACAGGCUCCAUGGACAUCAGCGCAGCUCCAGCUCACCCCGUCCUUGCUGUCGUGCGUAACAUCAAGAAGCAAACCUCUAGCAUCUGGUCACCUCAUCUGGCUCAAGACCGACGACCUGUCUCGCAAAGCAUCUGGCAACCUCCCGCCUUGCAAUGGGAAGCACGCAGCGAACUGACUGGCCGACGCAACGCUCAGGUCACUAUGUUUGUAGUGGGAUUUGUUUUCCCAUUAGCCUGGAUGUUUGCCGCACUCAUUCCUAUUCAACGGAAUAAUCAGGCAGAAGACAUUGAGCGGAACAACAGUACAUCUGAGCUGGGCAAACGCAACGAAGUCUCAGCUCGGGCAAGCGGCGAAGAGGAUGCCGUUUUCACAAGUGCAAUCUGGUGGAGGAAGGUCAACCGAGGAAUGUCCCUCAUCGGUUUACUCAUCCUCGGUGCCAUCAUCGCGCUCAUCGUGGUUGGCGUUAAACAACGUUGGGGACAUUAGUACCACCUACCAAAAAACAUGAUGAUGACCAGGAUCAGAGGACAGCCCUGAUCCCGAAACCUAUUAUGGAACUUCACGGCAUCUCAACAAUUUACGACACAUGACGAAUUCUUUCCAUUUUUGCUCGAACCAAUUUGAACUUUGCAAAACUCACGAUCUUUAUGCACCUUGUCAAAAAGACCUUCAACGACCAACGAUUUCUUCUUUCUGAGCGUACCUUUUUCAACGAGACACGAAGUUUUGCCUUUACACUUUUCUGUCUCAAUAUUUCGACGACGUACGACUUCUUUUUCCCUCCGGGGCUUUUCAUGCAACUAUACGCUCUACUGUUCUCUCGAACGUCUUGCAAGUUUGUCCUGAAAGCUUGUAAUGGAACUUUGUAUAAUCAGGAAUUGUGGAUGAUAUAUACACUUGUACAACUAUGUUUGGAUUUGGCAGCAAUGCUGAGACGAGAAAAAAAGGCCGUCAGCAUAGACACUCACUUCACGAUACCAUGUAAUUAAUCAGCUUUAGGGACAUAAACUGGACCUGCAAACCACUACAGAUUAUCCCAGGUAUAGAUAGAUUAAUGAACUGAUGUAUAAUCUGCUAAA